Molecule: messenger RNA, 744 nt
Organism: Scomber scombrus (Atlantic mackerel)
Lineage: Eukaryota; Metazoa; Chordata; Actinopteri; Scombriformes; Scombridae
Exons: 6
Coding region: 50-691 (213 amino acids)
Source: RefSeq, a predicted model, not a curated record
AUGUGGCUCUGGCUUCAUUACUUUGGUCUCCUGCUCGUCUUUCGUCACCAUGAAUCUGUGGUUAAGCGUUCAUUUCCUGUUUGCAGGGUUGUACCUGAGCAGCUCGGCUCCGACACCUGAAGAGUGCCAAGGUUUGGUCAAGCCUCUGUCCCUGAGCGACCCCAGCGUGAUAUACGGCAGGUUGAACUUCAUCAUGGGCUUCGCUGAUAAUGAAGCACAUGGCUCCGUCCUGAAAGUGACUGGCAGCUCCUGGGUGAAAAUCAGUCCGUCACCGGAUGAUGUCAGCAGUGUUUUAAUGGCUCAUGAGAACAGACUAAAUGGGACCUGCUCUGGCAUAAUAACCAAAGCAAACAUCCAAGGCGACACCCUAACUACGGACAUGCAUAACGUCACCUCGACCUCCCAAGUGCUGCAGAUUGGCUCUGACUGUUUCAGCUUCGCCAUCAACAUAACGGCCAGAAACCUCGGCAAGCUCCUCAGCUUGAUGAAGCUCGACAGCCCCUUUCCAGAUGAGAUCACCAGCCGUGUCUUUUAUGUGUUUUCACGAGAAUCAACCAUGAAGGACUCGGAUCUGGAACAUUUCAAGAAACAGGCGAGCUGCCUCGGCUUCACCGGAGAACCAGACUUCCACUAUGACCCCAAGACAGAGUUCUGCUCUGAAGGCGAGGGCAUCAGGCUGUCAUUACCAUGAUGCAAAAGAACCUGUUUUAGAAACUGAUGAAGUAAAAAAACAGUGACUCGAAA